GAUGGGUCCAACCGAGCUACUCUUCAUCGCAGCUAUAACCGUGGGAGGUGUCUUUGGAAGGCUAAAUUCUCGUCAGCCCAGUGGCUAUACACCGCACCGAAUUGUCGGAGGUGCUGAUGUUCCACCGGGGGAACAUGUACCCUACCAGGUUUCCCUGCAAUACAGAACCCGUGCCGGUCAGAUGCACUUCUGCGGCGGAUCCAUCAUUGCCCCCAAUCGCAUCCUAACGGCUGCCCAUUGUUGCCAGGGCCUGAAUGCAAGUCGCAUGUCUGUGGUGGCCGGAAUUCGUGGUCUGAACGAAAGGGGUUCCCGCUCCCAAGUCCUGACCUACAGUAUUCAUCCCAAAUACAAAGAACUGGUGACCAGCGAUCUGGCCGUGCUGUCCAUUGAUCCCCUGAAGCUUAACAAUGCCAGCAUCACCUCCAUUGAGUACAAAUCUAUGCAAAGAGAGUUUGUAAACGGUGGAGUUCCGGUGACGCUGACGGGCUGGGGGCUCCGUUUGCCGGUUCCCUUUCCCUUCCUGGAUGAAGUCAACUAUCCAAACAUACUUCAACGGAUGAGCUACCACACGAUCUCGAACAGGGAGUGCAGGGAUGCGGGAAUGGACAGCGUUACGGAUACGGAGAUCUGCGCAAGAGGACCUUUCAGGGGCGCCUGUUCGGGCGACUCUGGUGGACCCCUGGUCAUGCAAACGAAAAAAGGCCUCAAGCAAGUGGGCAUAGUUUCCUACGGUCUGGUUGUGUGUGGUCUGUACAUAUCUCCAGAUGUCUACACCCGGGUGUCAACCUUCAGUGAGUGGAUAGAAGGUCAAGUGGAAUCGUAAGGGGGUUGA
Messenger RNA from Drosophila gunungcola (fruit fly), 832 nucleotides. RefSeq names its product chymotrypsin-1. NCBI's taxonomy places the organism in Eukaryota, Metazoa, Arthropoda, Insecta, Diptera, Drosophilidae. Gene Ontology annotation, biological process: proteolysis. The record is from RefSeq and is a predicted model, not a curated record. Gene Ontology annotation, molecular function: serine-type endopeptidase activity.